UCUCACCCUGACAGGACUGGAGGCAGCGGCCGCUGGGAUGGCCUCCAGCUUGAAGAAACCCGCGCUAGGAGCUGCCUCCCAGAGGAAGAAGGCAAGUCCUAAGCUGGAGCUCACCGAGGAGCAGAAGCAGGAGAUUCGGGAGGCUUUUGACCUGUUUGACACAGACGGCACCGGGAACAUAGAUGUUAAAGAGCUAAAGGUGGCCAUGAGAGCACUAGGAUUUGAACCUAAAAAAGAAGAGAUCAAGAAAAUGAUAUCAGAUAUCGAUAAGAAAGGAACAGGAAAAAUCAGCUUCAAUGACUUCUUGGUUGUGAUGACACAGAAAAUGGCUGAAAAAGAUUCCAAAGAGGAGAUUCUCAAAGCUUUCAAACUCUUUGACGAUGAUGAAACUGGCAAAAUCUCCUUCAAAAACCUCAAACGUGUCGCCAAAGAACUGGGGGAAAAUCUCACAGAUGAAGAGCUGCAGGAAAUGAUCGAUGAAGCAGAUAGAGAUGGGGACGGGGAAGUGAACGAGCAAGAGUUCCUGCGGAUCAUGAAGAAGACCAGCCUUUACUGAAACAGUUUUCUUUAUUUUUGCACAUGUGUAUAUACGUCCAGUAGCUGCCUCACUUUUUUUAGAGCCUUUUAUUCCUUUGGAAACAGCAGAAAACAGAGGUCAAUAUUUGUUUUUAAGUGGAUCAUCUUAAACUUGUGUCUCUGAACCAACUGCCAGCCUGUUCCCGUGUAGCAACCUGGCUGCUUGUUUGUGCUCGUAAGACAUUUACGCUCUUUGUUUUUGACACACAAAGCACAUUUUUCAGCGACAGUAUUCACACCCUCCUCUGACUAAAAACUGGGUGUCAAAUGUAAAUCUCUGUUUCCCAGCAGUUGAAGUUUUUGGUUUGGGCCCAGCUACAGUGAACUCUUUAUAUGACGUAUUUUCGGGGAUCAGCUUUUUAUACUCUGUCUUAUGGUCAUUAUCCCCCUCUUCCUUUUUUAGUAAGUUUUUUAAACGGAAAAAAAAAAAGAAGUAAGUAAAUAGGCUGCUGCAACUUAACUUACUGCUCUUCAGUUUGCACAUUUAACUCUACAAAAGAAGAGGAAAGUUACCAAGUGCUGCUGAUGAAAUGUCUGCGGGGAUAUUCGGUGGCUGCCAAUAUAAGAUUGUAUUUAAAAUAAAGCAUCUUUAUUUUAAGCCA
Molecule: messenger RNA, 1178 nt
Organism: Chroicocephalus ridibundus (black-headed gull)
Lineage: Eukaryota; Metazoa; Chordata; Aves; Charadriiformes; Laridae
Gene: CETN2
Product: centrin 2
Exons: 5
Coding region: 38-556 (172 amino acids)
Biological process (GO): centriole replication; nucleotide-excision repair; mitotic cell cycle
Cellular component (GO): centrosome; centriole
Molecular function (GO): calcium ion binding
Source: RefSeq, a predicted model, not a curated record